This is a messenger RNA of Cyphellophora attinorum, 1434 nucleotides long. RefSeq lists its product as uncharacterized. The coding region runs from base 1 to 1434 and encodes 477 amino acids. Gene Ontology annotation, molecular function: superoxide-generating NAD(P)H oxidase activity. Lineage: Eukaryota; Fungi; Ascomycota; Eurotiomycetes; Chaetothyriales; Cyphellophoraceae. Gene Ontology annotation, biological process: superoxide anion generation; defense response. The transcript has 2 exons. The record is from RefSeq and is a predicted model, not a curated record. Gene Ontology annotation, cellular component: plasma membrane; NADPH oxidase complex.
AUGCGCCGCGUUCCCUACAUCACCCGUUUCGUCAACUGGGACCUGAGCCAGGAGUUUCACGUCAAGAUGUCGAUCGUCACUCUGGUUCUUGCUACGCUCCACGCGAUUGGACACUUGAGCGGAACAUUUGUUUUUGGUAGUAGACCCUACAGACAGGACGCUGUUGCGGCCCUUUUAGGACCUGAGGCUGUUCCCAGGCCGUACAGCGCAUACAUCUCGAGCCGACCAGGGUGGACAGGGCUCACAGCGUUGGUCUCCUUCUAUCUUCUGGCGGUCAUGUCUAUGCCGCGGAUCCGGAAGUGGUCCUACGAGAUCUUCCAGCUCGGCCAUCUGCUCAUGUUUCCGUUUAUCGCCAUGCUCAUGGCUCACGGCUCUGCUGCCUUGCUACAAUUCCCAGCUUUGGGCAUCGUUCUGGCAUUCCCGACUCUGAUGGUUGUCCUCGAGCGCGGCACCCGCCUACUGCUCGGCUUCCAUCGGGUGCCCGCCUCCCUGGAAAUCCUCGACGACGACACAGUAUGCAUCACAGCAACGAUUCCUCGCUUGCGUCUAUGGCAAUACAGAGCCGGGCAGUAUGUCUUCAUACAAGUUCCACAGAUUUCCUUCUUCCAGUGGCAUCCAUUUACCGUAUCGGAAUGCAUUGGGAAAGACUUCAAGCUACAUAUCAAGACCGACGGCGACUGGACAGCCAAACUCCGUGACUUGACCGACCUCAAGUACAUUGGUGUUGACGGGAGUUACGGGGCACCAGCGCAACGAUUCUACGACUUCGACCAAACCAUCAUCAUCGGCUCCGGCAUCGGCGUGACCCCCUUCUCUGGAAUCCUAAACGACCUCCAGAGUCGCGAAGACCACGCCUGGACACGCCGCCGCGACUCCACCUCCUCGCACGAGUCCGACUCCGAAGCCCCUCCACCACCCAUCCAACGCAUGCCCACCAUCAUCAACCACAACAAAGAGAUCGAUCUCAACCUCUACCGCCGCGUCGACUUCCACUGGGUAAUCCGGGACCGAGUCUACCUCGAGUGGUUCUCCACUCUCCUCAACAAGAUCUCCACCGGCACGCACAACCCCAAUCUCGAUAUCCGCAUGCACAACCACGUCUCCAAGAAGCGCAAGGACAUCACUACGCAUGUCUAUCGCUUCCUGCUCGAGAAGCACCGGACGCCUGCCCAUCCGUACUCACCGCUGACUGGCCUGAUCGCGCCGACGCAUUUCGGCAGACCCGAUUUUCCGAAGAUCUUUGCGGAGCACUAUGAGCAGAUGAGCAAGCUGUUUGCACGGGACAAGCAGCGGAAGAGGCGCGUUGGUGUAUUCUUCUGUGGUGCGCCUAUUAUUGGGCAUCAGUUGGCGGAUCUGUGUCAUGAGAUGACGUUGAGGGGGAGGGAGGAUGGGAGUGAGAUUGAGUAUUUCUUUCAGAUUGAGGUAUUUGGGUAG